AUGGAUCCAGCAGCAACCACGCCCGUGUCCCCGAGGCUGUCUGCCGACAGCGGCGCCGCUCCGAAGGCUCCGUUGCAGCCUACACCUCCAGCACCGCUAGACCAGUCGCCCGCGCCCGUGAGGCCCGCAGAGCCCCAGGUUCCUACACCCGGCUCUUCCGACUCUGGCCAGCCCCUUAAACCUAAUGCAUGUAUCAGCUGCCAGCGCCGCAAGGUUAAGUGCGACCGCCUAGAGCCUUGCUCCUCGUGCAAGCGCUACCGCGCUCACUGCGAGUUUCGCGACCCUGCCCCGCGCCGGAAGAGAAAACUCAGUGAUGAGGACCUUCACGCGAAGCUGGACCGCUAUGAAUCCAUUCUCAACAGCUUCGGCGCGCGAGUUGAUGCAAGGCCCGAAGCUGCGUCUGCCGAGAGGUCCGCGUCUGCCGUGCUGCCGCCGCCGGCCUCGGCCUUCACUCCUCUAAACGCCACUCGCCCGUCCUCAUUGCACAAUACUCCCUCCACCUCAUCCCAUGAGGCCCUUCCGGCCCGGACCGCGCCUGCUGCCCCUCCCGCUCCCGAGGAAAACGGCCGCCUCAUUUUUGAGAAAGGCAGUUCCAGGUAUCUAGAGAACAGUCUCUGGAAGGGUAUAUCCGACGAAUUCCAGAGACCAGGGGACAUGUUGCGCCUUCAUGCUCCCUCUGGCAACCAGACCGCAAAUUUACCCGCCGAAGCUCCCUCGCUCGUCGCCAGUGAGCUCUUGCUUGGACUCGUGCGGAAUCCUUCUGGAAGCAUGCGCAACCUUCAUCCCCAACCGCCGCAUAUUUUUCUUCUGUGGCAGGCUUUUCUCGACAAUGUCAAUCCGCUGGUGAAACUUCUGCAUGCGCCUACCGUUCAGCGUCAAAUACUCAAGGCAGCAACCAACUUGGAUGCCAUUGAUCCAGGGACUGAAGCUCUGAUGUUUGCAAUUUAUACCUUCGCCAUCGUUUCAUUGAGCCCGGAGGAGUGCCAGUCGACUUUUGGUGAAAGUAAGAACGAGUUGCUCGCCAAGUUCCACCACGGCACAAAGUUGGCCUUGCACCGUGCCGAGUUCCUGCGGUCAUCGCAGCUCAUUGUCUUGCAGGCUUAUAUUCUGUAUCUGCUAGCUAUGCGCCCCUACUACGACAUCCAAACGCUUUGGUCCCUGUCGGCGGUGGCUGUUCGCAUGGGCCAAAGGAUCGGACUCCAUCAGGACGGAAGCAAGAUGGGCCUUCCGCUCUUCGACAUCGAGAUCCGCCGUCGGGUUUGGUGGCAACUCAUGCCCCUCGAUAUGCGCACUGCAGAGCUUGCAGGCGGUACCACUUCUCUGACGUCCAAGAUUUGGGAUGUCGAGCUUCCACUGAAUUGCAACGACAGCGAUCUAGACCCAGAUAUGAAACAGCUUCCUGUCGAGCAUAAUGGUCCGACCGAGAUGUUUUUUUGCAACAUGCGCUACAACUUCGGAAGGUUCAUGAAAAAGGCCAGCGCUGGUCAAUACUUCGACAUCAGGACUUACCCCGAGGACUCGUCAAGCAUUACCAGCUAUCAAGUCGCACUGGCGGAGAAAGACAAGAAGCUUGACGAGCUCGAGCAAUUCCUGGACGAAAAUUUCCUUAGGCACUGCGACCCCUCAGUACCGCUGCACUACCUCUCGGCCAUCGUCGCGCGCUGCGCCCUCUGCGUGAUGCGCUUGAUCGCACACCACCCACGUCGCUACUCAGAUAAAGGCAUGAGCCUGCCCAAGUCGGAGAAAGACUUCCUCUUCCGCACGACGCUCAAGAUCGUUGAGCUAGAUAACCUCGUGCACGGCGACCCCAGUCUGCAGCGCUUCAUGUGGCACAUGGACGCCUUCUUCCAGUGGGAAGGCUUCAUCUACCUAGUGUCGGAGCUGCGCGUGCGCACGUCGCCGGUGGACCCGGACGUGGAGAAGGGCUGGUUCCACGUCAACAAGGUGCUCGAGAACCAUCCGGAUAUCCUUGACAUCCACCGCAACCCCCUGCACCUCGCCGUCGCCAGCCUCGCCUCCAAGGCCUGGGAUGCCUACGUCGCCGAUGCCGUGCGCCAGAAUAGGCCGCCGCCCGAGCUGCAGGACCUCAGGGCGCUCGAGGUGCUCGUGUCCAAGGCGCGCGAGUUGCGCUCGUGCUCGCCGCCGGGGUCGCUGCCGCAUGCGCAUCAGCAGCAGCAACAACAGCAAUCGUCGGGAGACAAGAAGGCAGCGGCAGGCGAGCGCGCGUCAGAGGCGCAGAAUGGCGCUGCAGGAGCGCAGAGCCAGGGGACGCCGGAUGGAUGGAUGCCGAAUGGACUAGACGCGAGUCCGAUGGAUUGGGACCUGUGGGAUGACAUGCUUGCCGAGUUUGGUUUGGGAAUGGAGGCUUUCGGUGGGUAUGGCGUCACGAACAAGUGA
This is a messenger RNA of Lasiodiplodia theobromae, 2397 nucleotides long. Its product is annotated as Fungal specific transcription factor. NCBI's taxonomy places the organism in Eukaryota, Fungi, Ascomycota, Dothideomycetes, Botryosphaeriales, Botryosphaeriaceae. Gene Ontology annotation, biological process: regulation of DNA-templated transcription; DNA-templated transcription. The transcript is spliced from 2 exons. Gene Ontology annotation, molecular function: DNA-binding transcription factor activity, RNA polymerase II-specific; DNA binding; zinc ion binding. The coding region runs from base 1 to 2397 and encodes 798 amino acids. The record is from RefSeq and is a predicted model, not a curated record.